AUGCGCCGCAACGCGCAUUUCCGACCGGGGCGAGAGCCCCUGCACGACCAUCCCGGCCUGACUCUCCGCCGCAGUCAUGUCUCCGGCCCUCUUUCGUUCCUCAAUCCCACCUGGGCACGGUACGCGCCGGCCGCAGCCCCUGGGCAGGCCGAGGCCGGAACCCUGGGACAGGAGCGGGGCGCAGCGCCCGUUGUAGCUACGGAGCCAGGGUAUGUCGAGCAUCUCUGGCGCUCGCGCGACAAUCGCAAGGGACGACAUGCGCUACAGGUUGAUUAUUUGGUGGCGGCACGAGAGACGGGGUUCGCGGCCCCGCCGCCAACAGCCACGUGGAAAGCCGUGGCAAGGGGCAUUCCGCGGAUGGCGACGUGCGCACCUUACUGGGACGUAUCGUGGCUGGUUGCAGUUACAUUUACGCUCGGAUCGGUGAUCUGGAUUCUCAAUGCGUUCUUCGUGUGGUUGCCGCUGGAGGAUCCCGCGACGAGUUUCGGCGGCGAGUCCCUGAUGGGCGGGGGCAUUAGCGGGUUCAUCGGCGCGACAGUGUUUGAAUUUGGCAGUGUACUCCUGCUUCUUGAGGCUGUCAAUGCCAAUCAGACGGCGUGCUUUGGCUGGGCGUUGGAGACGGAGUUGACCAAGGCUGAGAGCCAUGCGUCGCAGGCUGUCCCUGUCCCGGUCACGAAGUUGAAGCCCAGCACGGACGAUUGCAGCCAUCACCACGCCAAUAGACGGAAUUUGGUUGGCUUGGGGCGGCACAUAUCUCGCCGAAUCUCUCAUGAUGUCGCUGCGGGCUAUUCGACAUCGUCGCCAGAUGGCAGAUCAUUCCGAUGGCUGCCCCCCUGGACCGAACUGCGGACGCAUUACAUGCACGAGCUGGGGUUUCUCGCUUCACUGAUUCAGUUCUUCGCGGCUACCAUCUUCUGGAUUGCUGGCUUCACCGGCCUGCCCGGCAUCAUCGAUCAUAUGAGCCAGCGCGUUACGAACGGAGUCUACUGGGUUCCUCAGAUAGUUGGCGGAACCGGGUUCAUUAUCAGUGGAUUGCUGUUCACCCUUGAAACGCAAGAGAAGUGGUAUCGGCCUGCUUUCAAUGUCCUUGGUUGGCAUAUUGGAGUCUGGAACUUCAUCGGUGGUAUUGGCUUCACUCUCUGCGGUGCAUUAGGGCCCGCGAUCAAUGCCUCGGGCGUGGAGUACCAAGCGACUCUUGCGACAUUUUGGGGCUCGUGGGCGUUUAUGAUUGGAUCGACGAUACAGUGGUAUGAGAGUUUGCAGAAGUAUCCGGUCGAAAAGGAAUGA
Messenger RNA from Penicillium canariense, 1287 nucleotides. RefSeq lists its product as uncharacterized. The transcript has a single exon. The record is from RefSeq and is a predicted model, not a curated record. NCBI's taxonomy places the organism in Eukaryota, Fungi, Ascomycota, Eurotiomycetes, Eurotiales, Aspergillaceae. Bases 1 to 1287 code for a protein of 428 amino acids.